This is a messenger RNA of Rotaria socialis, 1095 nucleotides long. The record is from the annotation of a GenBank genome assembly. Lineage: Eukaryota; Metazoa; Rotifera; Eurotatoria; Philodinida; Philodinidae.
AUGAAUCAAACAUCAUAUUAUACACAUAGCGCAUUUAUACAGUAUUUACAAUUAGUUUUUGUUCCUUGUUUGGCUUUACUUGGCAUAUGUGGAAAUAUCAUAUGUGCGAUUGUAUUUAAUACUAAACCAUUAAGACGCCUGCGUUCAUCAUCAUUUUUAUUUCUAUUAGCUGCAUCUGAUGUUUUAUUUUCAUUGGAUCUUUUACCUGGCUGGAUAAAUACUAGUUUCGUUCGAUCAUUAUAUUCUGGUGCCAAUUUGAUAUGUAAAAUUCAAACCUAUAUAUCAUUUGUUGCAUCGUUUUUACAUAUAUGGAUGGUGCUUGCAUUUACAGCGGAACGUUUUUUUGCUGUGAAUUUUCCUUUAAAACAUAUGUCCAAAUGUACGCCAAGAAUUUCUCAUAUAAUCAUUCUAAUAAUUACGAUGCCAGUAAUUGUAUUCUACAUUUAUCCAUCAUUUUUUGCAUCCGAAGUUGAUAUGUAUGGACAAUGCCGUGAAAAAGAAAGUCAUGUACAUUAUUUAAAUCAUAUUAAUAUAGUUGAUACAAUAAUGACGAUGUUUUUACCAUUCAUUUUUGUAUCAAUAGCUAAUAUUUUAAUUAUAAAAAAAUUAUUUUAUUCAAAUACAUUUCGACAACAUGUUUUUGAAAACGGUUCAAGUUAUCAAUGUAGACGAACAUCAUACUGGACACCGUAUCAUACACAAUUAGUAAAAAAAUCAGAAACAAAUCGGCCUCCAGUUGAAAAAUCAAUAGCAUCAAUACAUAGAAAACAACAUGGUAAUGAUUCAACCCGUCAACAUAUUUUGGCAGAAUUACGUUUAACAAAAAUGCUAUUAGCUAUAUCAUUAACAUGUCUUUCAUUGAAUUUUCCAUCGUAUUCUUUACGCUUAAUCGUAUUUUAUGAACAAACGCAAGAUGAUUUCAAACAGACUCAAAAUUAUAGUACUUUCGCACUCUAUAGAGAUGUUCUAUUACAUUAUAUGUCUUACUUGAGUUAUUCAAUUAAUAUUUUCAUCUAUAUUCUAUGUGGAGCUAAUUUCCGUCGCGCAUUAAAAAGAAUUUUUUUCCCAAAAAAAAAGACAUUUCAAAUAGAUUGA